Molecule: messenger RNA, 453 nt
Organism: Paramecium tetraurelia
Lineage: Eukaryota; Ciliophora; Oligohymenophorea; Peniculida; Parameciidae
Exons: 1
Source: RefSeq, a predicted model, not a curated record
AUGUAAGACGAUCGAGUUAGAUACAUGUAUGACUUUUAUUUCAUAAAAGGAAUUCUGUGUAUUCUGAACAUAGAAAGGAUCUUUCUAAAAACAUGGAUGUUGUGUGUUUUGCUAUGGCAGUUGAGUUGGACAGAUUGGUACAAGAAAACAAUUUGCUUAAAGAGGAAGUCAAAAGAAAUCUCAAAUCUUAGAGUUGAUCGACUCAAUUACGAAAAGCAAAUUGGAGAUCUGAUGAACAGAUUGCAAUAGCUUAUGGCUGAAAAUGAUAUGCUAAAACGGGAUAAUGACAAAUUGAAGGCUCAACUAAAUUCAACUAAUCAGAGAGCCCAACAACUAGAGGGUCAAGUAAAGGACUUUUAAUAGGAAAUACAAUUGGUCUCCAAUAAGUUGGAAGACAUCACUGGAGGAGAUGGCGGUAAAUCAAAUAGUAUGAUCUUUUAUUUUAGAUUUUGA